CGAACACACAAAGCUGAUUUACGUCUGUUUAGUUGACGCUUUUAUUUUGAAGGGCACGACCCGGAAAUCCUGUUAACUUUUUGCGAUGACGUGACACCGGUCACACAAGCCGGAUUCUUCAAAGCUGGAAACGGUGUUUUCAUCCAGGAAAUACGCAGGAAACAUGGAUCUCCUGGGAAAAGUGGAAAUCUACAUCCCAACGGAGGCGGAGGUGAAAAGCUUCCCCAUGUGGAGUUUACCCAAAUCGGUGCUUAGACGAAUCGGCCUCCCCGUGUCCGUCCCCGAGGACGCCGGGACGCUCGCAGACUCCCCAGAAGGCAUAUGCAUAUGUCCAGCGAUCGUACGGAGGAAAGGUCAGAAACUUGUCUCCCACACGGGAAACGGCGGUACAGCACACACGUCGCUGCUGCACACUUCCGAGUUCCGGUCGGGACAGAUGUCCUUCGUCUGUCCCAACCGGACAGCCUACAGGGUGCUGAAGGACACCAUGCCGGGGAAAAUGGUCCCUGGACCCACAUCGCACACCUCCCAGUUACCCCAGGGCUCGGCACCGGAUAAGUACGAGGACUCCGUCGUCAUCUACCGGGGACACGUUUACCUGUCCACCAGGAGGUCCAAUCACAGCCGCCGCGAGAGACGAGAGACACGGGAGCCAAAGCCUUCGUCCCACGCUGCCGCUCCAGAUGGCCCAAAGAAGAGGCGGCGUCGGUCCCCCCAGGCUCAUCCUCAUCCUGGUCCUGGUCCUGGUCCUGAUCCUGAUCCUGCAGACCAAGAACUACAUAGGAAGAAACUGCGAGUCACGUUGCCCCAAACCUCCCAAAAACCACUGAAGUCUCUUCUCCCCGAAACAGAGAGUCAGUCUACCACGGACCAGGAGCUGCGCCGCCACGACAACACGCCCGCCGCGUGCAACGUAACACCCGGUGAACACGAGAAGGAGAGUCUCUUCACGCACAACAACGUCGACGUGUCGUCGUCCACAGCUGCACAUUCACCUGCUGGUGGAGAGCAGGCGGCGGAGGAGGAGGAGGCAGCCGGCACAGAGCCAGCGUGGUGUCAGCCUCCUCCAGACGUGGAGGUGGAGGAGGAGGAGGUCAACGACGACGGGGCUGACUGUGAGCUACCGGACCCGGACUACGAAGACGUUGAACCCGACUAUCUCCAUAACGAGGAGGUUCUGGGUGUCUCUGAGCAGAGAGAGUCUCGGGGUGCAGCCUCCACGUCGCUGCAGGUGGAGUACGACUUUAAGGAGCUGGCGGAGGAGGAGAAGAUCGCCAGGAUGAAGGCCAAACUCAGACAGAGCGAAGCGGCCCUGCUUCGAAUGACAGAGGCAGAGUGAUCGGCGUUACACGCUCACGAUGACACACUCACGAUAGGAUGUUCACCUCAACCACGGCCGCAACCUACGAUUAAUUUUAUAAUCGAUAGUUAAGGCUGGGUACCGAAUUUGAUUAGUGUGUCUGUGUGUGUGUGUGUCUGUGUCUCUGUCUGUCUGUUUGUGUGAGUCUGGUGUGUGUCUGUGUGUUGUGUGUGUGUGUGUGUGUGUGUGGUGGUGUGUGUCUGGGUCUGUCUGUUUGUGGUUGUUGCUGUGUGUCUGUGCUGUCUGUGUGCGUGUGUGUCUUGUGUCUGUGGUCUGCCUGUGUGUGGUGUGUGUUGUGUCUGUGUGUCUGUGUCUGUCUGUCUGUGUGGUGUGUGUCUGUGUCUGUGUCUGUGGUCUGUCUGUGUGCGUGUGUGUUCUGUGUGUGGUGUGUGUGUCUGUUGUGUGUGGUGUGUCUGUGUCUGUCUGUGUGGUGUCUGUGUGUGUGUGUGUGUCUGUGUGUGUGUCUGUGUCUGUCUGUCUGUGUGUGUCUGUGUCUGUCUGUGUGCGCGUGCGUGUGUGUGUUACAUUCAUGCUUUCAUACACGUAAGCCAAGUUUCGUUAUGGCUUGAUCUGUCUAUUUAUGUUGUUGAAGAACCAGUUACGUAUUCUGCUCAUUUUCAGUUUAAUAGCUGUAUUUUGAGGUCGUACCAGAAUUGGUUUACAUGGCAAAAAUUGGUAAAAAAGGAAGAUCUGUGUUUCCUAAAGUGAGACGACGUCCUCAAAUGUCUUGUUUUGUCCUUCAAUCAAAGAUACUCGUUUACUGUCACAGAGGAGAGAAGAAACUAGAACGCAUUCACGUGGAAUUUUUUCUUUUUCUAAUAAAAAAUGACUCAAACUGAUCAAUCAUUUAUUAAAAUACUUGGCGAUUAAUUUAAUAGUUGUCAACUAAUCGAUGGGAAUGCUUCUCAUAAUGUGGACAUUGUAUGUAGAUGAAUGGGACUUGUCCUCAAUUUUUGUUUUUCGGGACACGUCUCUUAGCCCUCCUGUUGUCCUCGGGGUCAAAUUGAGCCGUUUACAAAAUAAUUAUAUAUCCCAACUACGACCAAAGAAGGUUGAAAAAAGUGACAAAUGUUGGAAAAAGCUUCAAAAACGCAAGAAAAAUUUGACAAAAACAUUUUUUUUAUUUUUUAUUUAUUUAUUUAUUUUAACGCUGAAAAAAGUGACCAAACAAAAUCGGAAAAAUCCCCAAAAACUUGUUAAAAAGAAGUGACAAAAAUUGGUAAAUGUGAGGAAAAAAAUUGUAAAAAAAAAAAAACUACAAAAACGUGAUAAAAGUGACAAAAAACUUGAAGAAAAAUCUGCAAAAACGUUGAAAAAAACCCAUCAAAAUGUUGAAAUUUCGACCCAGAAAACAGGUUUGACGGGAAAACGACACAAGGGUUAAAUUUAAAAAGACGUCUGAUUUCUGGCGUCUGGACGCCGGACGUCACUCCAACCUAUCCAAUCGUUGGACUCAGUUUCCCAGGAUGCUUUGCUUCGGCUGGUGUUCCUCUGAUGAACUAUUAUGUUGCCUCAAACGUACAAUAUAUCACGUUUAAUGUACAAUUUUGGGACCAACUGUUUGAUAUUUAGUUACUUUUUCACAUGAAGUCUCCUAGGAUACUUUAUUUAUAUUAUAUAAUAUUUGUAUUU
Etheostoma spectabile (orangethroat darter) is the source of this 2992-nucleotide messenger RNA. RefSeq lists its product as uncharacterized. The record is from RefSeq and is a predicted model, not a curated record. Bases 164 to 1339 code for a protein of 391 amino acids. Lineage: Eukaryota; Metazoa; Chordata; Actinopteri; Perciformes; Percidae. The transcript has 4 exons.